Microthlaspi erraticum is the source of this 1200-nucleotide messenger RNA. The record is from the annotation of a GenBank genome assembly. Lineage: Eukaryota; Viridiplantae; Streptophyta; Magnoliopsida; Brassicales; Brassicaceae.
AUGAUGCUCAUCCUCAAAUCCACGGUGUCAAAGAUUGGUCGAGGGAUUCCUGUGGCUGUGAAGGCAAUCGGAUGCGGGACGUUUGCACUUAGUUGUGGAUAUGGUGGAUUCAAAUUUGCUGCUAUGAUAUUGCCCAGUCUUGUAGCUCGCGAUGCACAACGUGAAGAGAGGUUAAAGGCUUGUGUGGAGGGGAGCAAAGAAAACAUAAGGAAGCUAGAGAAGAAGAACAAAGAGAAGCUUCUAAAGGGCACAAACAAGUACAGGCAAGUAUCUGAAGCCGUGGAGGAAGCUGUGAAGAGUUUAGAAACUGAACUGUGUGGUCUUCCAUCGGGGAAGCUUCAGGGAAACGUAAACAGGUUUACUGAUCUUCCAUCGGCGAUGCGUAGAGGAAACGUGAACAGGCUUCAAAAUGCUCAAAAAGUGAAGAAUCUUUGCUCUUCUGCUUUGAAAUCCUUACAAGAUACACCGCUUCAUGAUCGUCCUGCACUACCUUGUAAGAUGAAAGGAUCAACGAAGAUGAGCUUCGAGGAUGUUCACGCGACUUCGCUCACUCUGGUUCUUGCUUCCGGAGAAGAAUCUUCUUCAUCACCUGGAAACAUCAUUCAUCACAGGAUAUGGCAUCGUAAGGUCUCAGAGAAAGAUUACCCAAAGGACUUGACUUGUGCAUUGGUGUCUCCAAACACAAGGUUUCUUGUCUCUGGACUGACUCCGGAAACAGAGUAUUGCUUCAAAGUUGCUUCCUUUAGCGGCACCAGAGAAUCAGGCGUAGAUGAAACCAAAGUCUCUACAAAAGCCCUUGAAGAAGAAGAAGAAGAAGAAAAGGAAGCAACUUUAAGCAUAGAAGCAGAAGAGAAGCCAGAGGAGAAGAAGGUGGUGAAUGGUGAGAAAUCAGCAAGCUGCGGUAGUUUCGGGUUGGGGCAAUGGGUGAAGAUCAUGCGACAGCUUGAGGUUUCAGGUUACGUUGACAAGGAUUUCAGAAAGAAGUUUCUGACUUGGUAUAGCUUGAGAGCGACGGCACAGGAGAUACAUGUUGUCAAGACAUUCGUUGAUGUCUUCAAGGACGAUUCAGAAGCUCUUGCUGAGCAGCUCGUUGACACAUUCUCUGACUGCAUAUCGAGAAAGCGUUCUCCAGACGGCGGUGGAUGUAGCGGUGCGUCUGCGGUGGUCUCUGCUGGUUUCUGUAUGAAGCCGAGGCACUGA